CCCUCCGUUCCAACCUCCAACCGACGCCAACGACUUCAACUCCAAUCCAUUCCGUUCAACGUUUCCGGCCGCCGCAACGUGCGACUGACCGACCGACUGGAAGCUCCGCCUCGCACGCCUCUUGUCUUUGUCUACCGGCUCGCCCAGAAGAAUAUGGUUCUCCCCAUGUCGCGGGCGACGAGGCUGGUGCCGGAGCUGCCGCUGCUGCGGCGGGGCAGGCGCGCGCAGGUGGCGGACGACGGGGAGCUGGCCGUGCCGGCGCACUUCCGGUGCCCGAUCUCGCUGGAGCUGAUGAAGGACCCCGUCACGGCGCCCACGGGCAUCACCUACGACCGGGAGAGCGUGGAGGGGUGGCUGGCGCGGGGGCGAGGCACGUGCCCCGUCACCGGCGGCCCCGUGCGCCUCGCCGACCUCGUCCCCAACCACGCCACGCGAAGGAUGAUCCAGGACUGGUGCGUCGCCAACCAGGCCGAGCGGGUGCCCACGCCCAAGGUGCCCGUCGCCGAGGCCGACGCCGCCGAGGUGCUCGCCGCCGUGUCCACCGCCGCCAGGCGCGGCAACGCCCCUGUGUGCGGGCAGCUCGCCGCCAGGGCUAGGGCGAUCGGCAAGGAGAGCGACCGCAACCGCCGGUGCCUCGCGGCCGCGGGCGCCGCUCGCCAGCUCUCGUCGGCUUUCCAGAGCCUCGCCGGGGAGCCCGUGGAGGGUACUAGCGCCGCCGUUCUAGGCGCGCUGGGGAAGAUCCUGGCGGCACUCACCGUGUUCUUCCCGCUCGACGACGAGGCGCGGCGCUGCAUUGCCUCACCGGCCUCCCUCAAGACCCUCGUCUCGGUGCUCUCCCACGGCGACCUCGCCGCGCGGGCCAGCGCCGCCAUCGUCCUCCGCGAGCUCGCCUCCUCCGCCGACCGGCACACCGUGGACGUCAUCUCGAGGACGCCCGGCGUGUGCAGCGCGCUCGUCGGCCUCGUCAGGAACCCCGUGUCCCCGCAGGCCACCAAGGCCGCGCUCGUCACGGCCUACUACCUCGUCUCCGGCAGCGACCGCGCGGCGGCCCGCUUCGCCGAGCUAGGCACGGUGCCCGUCGUGGCGGAGCUCCUCGUGGACGCCGACAAGGGGACGAGCGAGAAGGCGCUGGCCAUGCUCGACGGCGUCCUCUGCGCCGACGCCGGCCUCGAGUCCGCGCGCGCGCACGCGCUGGUCGUGCCGGUGCUGGUCAAGAAGAUGUUCCGCGUGUCCGACAUGGCCACGGAGUUCGCCGUCUCCGCGCUCUGGCGCCUCUGCCGCGGCGCGGACGCCGGCGCCGGCGCGUGCUGCGCCGAGGCGCUGCGUGUGGGCGCCUUCCAGAAGCUGCUCCUGCUGCUCCAGGUGGGCUGCGGCGGCGUCACCAAGGACCGGGCCAGCGAGCUGCUCAAGCUGCUCAACGGCUUCAGGGGCAGCGUGGAGUGCAUCGAGACGGUGGACUUCAGGGGGCUCAAGAGGCCAUUUUGAUCGGCGUAGAUGCUGGAUUUUUUGGCGUCUGCUUUCACCUUUUAGAUUGUUUUGGGAGCUAGAUUAGAUGUGUGCAUAAAACAUACUCCAGGAUGACUAGAUUUUGAUUUUUCUUUACACUGUAAUUGCAUACUCGCACACAAAAUGAUCAACACAGAAGAGGACUGAACAUUGUUUAAUUGUUGCCAAUA
This is a messenger RNA of Triticum dicoccoides, 1676 nucleotides long. Its product is annotated as U-box domain-containing protein 21-like. Lineage: Eukaryota; Viridiplantae; Streptophyta; Magnoliopsida; Poales; Poaceae. Bases 154 to 1485 code for a protein of 443 amino acids. The record is from RefSeq and is a predicted model, not a curated record. The transcript has a single exon. Gene Ontology annotation, biological process: protein ubiquitination. Gene Ontology annotation, molecular function: ubiquitin protein ligase activity.